Nicotiana tabacum (common tobacco) is the source of this 2088-nucleotide messenger RNA. The record is from RefSeq and is a predicted model, not a curated record. Lineage: Eukaryota; Viridiplantae; Streptophyta; Magnoliopsida; Solanales; Solanaceae.
AUGGGAAAGCCAUUUGGUGAAGCCAUCAAAAUCGGUGAAAUGGUGGAGAAUGGGUUGAAAACAGGGCGAAUCUUGAGUCAGUCUGCUAUAAGGGCUACCUCCCAAGCAAUCCAAGGUGGGCCUGGAGGAGUAGCAAACCGAAAGAAGAAAGAAGAAGUAACAAUGGAAACUUCGAGUGUAAGAAAACCCCAUCCGUCCAGACUUCAUUUCUCUGAAAGAGCCCCACAACACUACUACCCCCAUCAAGAUACGACCUACACUAGGGAUAUUCAGCCUUACACAGUGAUGAAUGCACAACCAUAUGCUAGGCCACGACAACAAUUUCACCAAAACCAAGUUCAAUUUCCCAGAAAUCAACUUCCUCACCAAGCUCAGUAUAAUCCCCGACCUCCACAAAAUAAUCUCCCCUACAACGGCCGCACUCGAGAGCCGCCCAGGAAAACGAACUUCACACCUAUUGGUGAGUCAUAUUCCAACCUUUUCCCUAAAUUGGUCCAAAUGGGUUUGUUACAACCCGUACCCCCAAAUAGGCAAAACCUAGAGUCACCCUCUUACCAACCUGGCACCCGAUGUGCCUAUCAUUCGGGAGCAGAAGGGCACGAUACCAAUGAUUGUUGGACUUUAAAAAGGGCGAUAGAGAACUUGAUAGACCAGGCAAAAAUAGUUUUAAGGGACGAGGAGAUCCUAAAUGUGACCAAUAAUCCAUUGCCCGCUCACAAUAAUGGACCGGUGAUUGGGAUGAUUUGUGAAGACAAGGAGUUUGAUCCUACCCUGAAAGCUAUAAUCGCUAUUGUCGAUGCAGAGAGAAAGCUUAAAGCAGCCCCGAAGCAAGAAAAAGGGGAAAAAAAGACUAAUACUGUCAAGGUUGAGCUCGAAAAGAAGGCUGAGACAAAGACAGAGAAGAUGGUGCCUUCGAAGAAUGAGGUUCUCUAUAUUCCACAAGGCCGAUCAAAGAAGCCACAGAGAUUCGAGAUAAAAAGGGAAACACCGAUGUACGUGUCGAAAGGGGCCUAUGUGGUCCGGGGGACGAUUAAACCACCUCGGCUGAACGAGCCAGUGGUUAUCAGACGCGUACCACAGAAGCCAAUGACAGACCCGUCUACGGUACCAUGGAAUUAUCAACAAAUAGUGGUUACAUACAAAGGCAAAGAAAUCACGGGGGAACUUCCAGAAAAUACUUCUGUUGGAAAAUAUUCAGACAUUCAAGAAGUGAACAAUGCCACACGGAAGCGCUUCCCACCCAAGAAGCCUAUAAGUGCUGAAGAGGUAGAGGCUUUCUUCCAAAAGAUGAAUAUGCCUGAAUAUGAAGUGGUGGAUCAGUUGCGCAAAUACCCUGAACAAGUGUCUAUGCUAUCUUUGCUAAUGAAGUCCACCGAACAUCAGAAGAUCCUGCUCAAAACCUUGAACGAAGCAUAUGUGCCGGCUGAGACUUCAGUUGAACAACUUGAAAGAAUGACGGAAAGAUUCUUUGCGGUUAGUCAAGUUUCUUUUAGCAAGAACGAUUUGCCUCUGGAGGGAGCAGCUUACAACAAGGCUUUACAUCUGACAGUCAAGUGUGAAGACUACUACGUCAAACGAGCUUUUGAAGUUGUGUUGGCGGAGAAGUAUGAAGAAGGGAGCCCUUGCCCCCAACCUUUCUUGUCCAACGCUUCGAUCAUGGUUGCUAAAGAGAUGAUCCGAUGGGGAUUCAAACCGGGAAAAGGACUUGGAAAAUCGUUGCAGGGAAUAAUUGAACCUAUCACUUUGCCUUCUACUGAGAAACUCUUUGGGAUAGGUUUCCACCCUACUCCAAAAGAUGAAGAUUGGGCAAAGAAGAGAAAAAAUGAGGGAUGGAAGUUACCUCAACCAUUGCCACAUUUGUACGAAACUUUUGUCAGACCAAAGUACGCUGAAGAAGAAGAUGAUGAGGCCUUUACAGUCGAAGAGAUUGAAGAAAUAUGUGGGGAAAUGAGAGAAAUGUUCUACGAAACUCACAUGGUUCAGCUGGGAGAAGGCACAACCACCGCUGAGGUGCUGUACAUGGGGCCAAAUGCUAAGCUUCAAAAUUGGGAGGCUACGUUGUUCCCAGUCAGGCGGGAGUCCGGGUAG